AUGGACGACGGGAGCAAGAAAAUGUUCAAGCCCGUAAAUCUGGGUGCCAGUGCAGAGGCAGCGCAGGCGAUCGGACAGAGUAGCCCUUCGGGCAAGCACAGUCCCCAUGCAGCCGCCGCAGUAUCAUCGGAAAGAGCACCAGGCCCCUCGACAUCAUACUACCUUCCUGCUGCAACUUUUUCGACAGCGACUUCAAUAGCAAGGGAAACCCCUCGGCAAUCAUCGUUGAACUGCGACGCUAUUGGGGUCGUUCAUGCAGGUUCUCGUGUCAUCGUAUCUGGAAUCAGGGCUCAGCCUCACUUGAAUGGCCAGCUCGGCACAGCGGUCGAGUUCGAUAGCGCCGAGGAGAGGUGGAAGGUAGUCAUGGACGACGGGAGCAGAAAGAUGUUCAGGCCAGGGAGCCUGACUGCGUGCGAGCACAUGCCAGCUCCUGUGCGUGCCGAUGCGGAGCCCAGGCAAGCAACCGCGAGCUGCACUCGGGAGGGCGGCAUUGCGACGGAGGCAGGCGGCGCCCCAGCGCUGACCGCCAUCCAGCCAGGGUCUCGAGUCGCCGUGUCGGGCACCGGAGCUCCGGUGCGCCUGCACGGCCAGGUCGGCACGGCAGUCGAGUUCGACGAGCACGAGGAUCGCUGGAGCGUCGCCCUGGACGACGGGAGCCAACACAGGGCGCGUCGCGGCGGGCUCGCGCGUCGUCGUGUGCGGCCUCCGAGCGCAGCCUCACCUGAACGGCCAGCUCGGCACGGCCGUGGAGUUCGACGAGGCAGAGGGGCGAUGGAAGGUGGCGAUGGACGACGGGAGCGGCAAGAUGUUCAGGCCCGCCAAUGUGACGAGUCUCCAGCAUGCGGCGCCGGCUCCAGCUGCGUCUGA
This is a messenger RNA of Prorocentrum cordatum, 867 nucleotides long. NCBI's taxonomy places the organism in Eukaryota, Dinophyceae, Prorocentrales, Prorocentraceae. The record is from the annotation of a GenBank genome assembly.